AUGGGUCCGGAGGGGACCUGUAUUGAAGUGUCCUGUGAAGACUGGAGAUACAACACUCGGGAUUUGGACUGUCAGGACGACAGACCCUCCCAGCUGACGGCAUUUCUCCUCUCUUUCUUUCUGUCUUCAACAGGGGCUGCCAACUUUUACAUCGGUCGAGAUGACCUAGGUGGUGGACAACUUUUUCUAUUGAUUCUGAUGUUUGCUGUCUCCUACAUCACCUGCUACCUCCCGUGCUGCCUCGGUUGCUGCAUGUCCAAAGACGAUGUUAAAGGUAGCAUAUUUUUCAUGGCGCUGAUUGUGCUCGAAACAGUUCUCGUGGUGAUUAUCUUCGUUGCCAUCUGGGCGUGGUGGCUGGCCGACCUCAUCAUCUUUGCCACCAACCAGAGAGAUGCUGGCAACGGAUGCAUGCUAAGAGAAAACCUCUAACUUCUCUUCCAAACUUGUACAUAGCUACAAUCUAGUUUUUCCUACCACCAGUAGUGGGACAUAAUUAUUAUGCUUGUUUUUUUUUAUACACAUUGCAAAGUCUAUUGUACAUGAUGUAAUGAUAAUAUAGUGUAUGGAAUUUUAAUUAGUCCCAAGAGACAUGUUUGGAACUGCCAC
Geodia barretti is the source of this 606-nucleotide messenger RNA. The record is from the annotation of a GenBank genome assembly. Lineage: Eukaryota; Metazoa; Porifera; Demospongiae; Tetractinellida; Geodiidae.